UUAUUGAAUAUAUAUGAAGACUAUAAUCUUUUUAUGAUUGAACAAUUUGCAUUUCCUAUAUACAAUAUAACAUCGAGAAAAAAAAUCGUUCUUGAUUCUAUUCAAGGUUAAAAGAUACUUUAUAUCUUGUUUAGAAAACACAUCUUUUCCAUUAAAGGGUUAAUAUAAAAAAAAAGAAGAACUUUUUAGACUAUGAUAAAAAAAACGUUUUCUUUUUUUUUCAAAAACUAUAAUUUUAAUGUGUUAUAUACUUAAUCAAGAAGGCAAUAAAAAUGGAUGAGAUAAAUAAAUGAUGAUAGGAAAAAUACGAAGAAAAAUAUUAUUCUCCAAAGGCAAUAUUCUCCAAUCUAAUUAGCAAAUGGGGAAAACAAGUCUCUUUAUUUUUCAUCAUAUAUUAUAAUGAAAUUAAAUAAUCAAAAUAACCCCUCAUCAUUCGUUCUGUUCAUAUUUUAUGAAAUAAGAAUAAAAUCGAUUAUUUUCUUUUAAUUUAGAUGCUCGAUUUCAUAAAGAUUUAAUCACUAAUUGUCAUCGAGAUGUUACUAAAUUUUGUUCAAAUGUAAUAAUUACUGAUGAUGAUCUUGCUGAUGAAUCAAAUGAUGAUAAUGACAAAAAUAAAGAAGAAUCAGAUGAAGUUCAAGAUCGUGAUAUGGGUGGUCGUGUCAUUGAAUGUUUACGUUCAAAAUAUGCUGAUACAAAAAAUCAAUUAGAACCACAAUGUGUAACAGAAAUAAUUGAUGUUGUUCAAGCAUCAAAACUUGAUAUUCAACUUGAUGUUCAACUUUAUCAAAAAUGUAAAAAAACUCUUGCAAGUUUUUGUGUCGGCUCGGAUCAAGAAGAUUGUUUGAAAUUAUUAUUUCAACAAAAGAAACUUACUGAUGUAGAAUGUAAAAAACAAGUUCUACGAAUUAUAAAAGAAGGAAGAGCUGAUGUACAUGUCGAUCCUGGUCUAUUAGUUACUUGUCAAGCUGAUAUUCUCAAAUAUUGUAAUGAUGUUCCAAUAGGAAGUGGUAAACAAUUACAAUGUUUAUUAAGAACUAAAAAACCGGUAUCGAAAUCUUGUAAAGAUAUGUUAUCUAAACGACAAGAAUUAUGGAGUAGUAUUUCUGAUGUUGAUAAUAUAGGUGAUUUAACAAAACAUAUUAUCAAUUCGAAAAAUAAUGUUUAUCUUUAUGGUAUUAUUUUUAUAAUCAUAUCCGUCAUAUUUCUAACUGGAUGUGUUAGUCGUCCAUGUAUACGUUAUCGUCGUGUUAGCAAAUAUAACACAUAA
Molecule: messenger RNA, 1267 nt
Organism: Adineta steineri
Lineage: Eukaryota; Metazoa; Rotifera; Eurotatoria; Adinetida; Adinetidae
Source: the annotation of a GenBank genome assembly